Molecule: messenger RNA, 2221 nt
Organism: Anarrhichthys ocellatus (wolf-eel)
Lineage: Eukaryota; Metazoa; Chordata; Actinopteri; Perciformes; Anarhichadidae
Gene: gabrp
Product: gamma-aminobutyric acid type A receptor subunit pi
Exons: 10
Coding region: 263-1603 (446 amino acids)
Biological process (GO): monoatomic ion transmembrane transport
Cellular component (GO): membrane
Molecular function (GO): GABA-A receptor activity; extracellular ligand-gated monoatomic ion channel activity
Source: RefSeq, a predicted model, not a curated record
ACACACACACACACACACACACACGCACACACACACACCAGGACCAAAUGAUUGAGGCAACUGAGGUUCGUCUUUCAGAUCGAAGAAACGCCGGGAUUUAAAUCACUGAUAGCCGAAGGAGGAGGGAAAUCUCAGCCACUCGCAACAUUUGGGGCAGCGGAAGACAAGAGUCGGGGAGGAAAGAAAGAGAAGUGGAGUGACCCGAGGAAACCAGUAGAUGGAAACAGCUGCUGACCUCUGACCUCUGCACCGCCGAUCCACAAUGUCUGUCCUGCUGCACGUGCUGCUGACCCUCUGCCUGACCGUCACACAGGGUGGUUGUACGUAUUCUAACAACCACUGGGGAGAAUGGAACGACUCUCAGCUGCAGCCAACGAUUCAGAAGCUGAUGAAAGGAUACAACCGCUACCUCAGACCUAAUUUCAAUGAGGGCCCUGUGGAAAUUGGAAUGAGUCUCGACAUCGCCAGCAUCGAUGCCAUCUCUGAAAUCAAUAUGGACUACACCGCAACCAUCUUCCUCCGUCAGCGCUGGCGGGACUCGAGGCUCGUGUUCCCCGGAAACGAGAGCGUCAGCGUGGACGGCCGCCUCGUGUCACUGCUGUGGAUCCCCGACACCUUCAUCCCCGACUCCAAGCGCUCCUUCCUGCACGACGUCACGGUGGAAAACCGCCUCAUACGCAUUUUCAGCAACGGAACCGUUCUCUAUGCCCUACGCAUCACGGCUACGAUUGCCUGCAACAUGGACCUGACCAAGUACCCCAUGGACAGACAGGUGUGCACCCUGCAGCUGGAGAGCUGGGGCUACAACCUGCAGGAUGUGGUGUUCUACUGGACCCGAGGGAAUGAUUCAGUGAAGGGUCUUGACAUUCUGCGGCUGGCUCAGUACAGCGUGGAGAGCUACUACACAUCGGUGUCAGAGGCCGUGUACGAGACAGGACAAUACCCCAAGCUGGUGUUGCAUUUCGCACUGCGUAGAAACGUUCUGUUCUUCAUCUUGGAGACGUACGUUCCCUCCGUCCUGCUGGUGGUUCUCUCCUGGGUCUCUUUCUGGAUCAGCCAGUCCUCCGUUCCAGCUAGGACCUGCAUCGGAGUAACAACAGUCCUGACAAUGACCACACUGAUGAUGGGCGCCCGCACUUCCCUGCCCAAUGCCAACUGCUUCAUCAAGGCCAUCGACGUUUACCUGGGAAUCUGCUUCACCUUCAUCUUUGGCGCACUGGUGGAGUACGCCUGCGCCCACUUCUACACCAUGAAGCACCACACCAUCGAGGACCUACACAGGGAGCUUCAGAGGGAGUUUAAUGAAUCCAACGGGAACAGCUCCAUCCCCAUCGUCAGGUCCACCCAACCGAACCAGUCCAUGGUGAUCGCCACCACCGCGGAGCAGUCGGCCAACAGUGACACGAGGAACAAUGCUGGAGCCAAAGACAAGGCGCCAGGACAGGGCUGCGGCCCGUCUUCGGCGAAGGACGUGUUGUGUCGGGUGGUGUCAGUCUUCGUCGUGGAAAAUCCGCACGACAUUGACCGCCGCUCUCGCAAAGUUUUCCCCCUGGCAUUUCUCUUUGUCAAUAUCCUCUACUGGCUUUACUAUCUCUUUCUCUGAGCGUUCAUUUCCCAGCUGCUGCGUUGUUCACUUCCUGAAGCUGCUAUACCUCCUCAUUUGAGACCCCAAUACCAGUUGCCACUGCCUGGAUUUAAGCUGAUCAUACAAGCUUUUUUUGUAUCACAUGAAUAAAACCUCUUUGUCCCGCAGACAGGGCGACAAAGUGAUGAAAAGCAGUUGAGUUAGGAACCAGAAAGUCUUCUUUGUAGCACACUCCGUAUUGAAACCUAUAAUUGUAUGAAUGGGUGGCUUCUAACAUUUUAACAUGUAGAAGUGACGAUACAAAGCCUGUAUCCGUCUAUUUAAUUACAAUUCCACGGAACAAAUGAGGAUGAGUCAUCUAGUUGUAAACAAUAGGCUGCCUGAACUGCAUUGAAUUGCCUUUAUUAAGUGACUGCUGUCGAUGUGCGUCUUCCUUCUUCUUGUUUUGGCUGUCAUACAUUGUUUGUAUGAAACCAUUAUACUGUAUAUUUACUUCACAGCAUAUCAUGUGAAAUUAAAAGUAAUAAGUCAGUGACGGAGAAUGCAAAGUAUAGGUCUGUGCUGUAACAAUUGAUUAAAGAUCACCUGUGUGAGAAUAAGACACAUUUAUUAUUCCCUUAUCCAGGUAGGAGAACA